GCGUGUGUAUGUGCGUGUGUAUUCGUGUGCGUGCGCGGGUGUGUAUUGGGAGGAUUUGGAAAGUAUGCAGCUAGCACAGAUUGGAUAACCUGUUCUACCUGUUGGGCUGUUGAGGCUUCCUGGCACCGACUUGCUGAGUCUCACGUAGGAAAAAAAAGACACAGGCACUGAUGCCUGUUAACCAACUCUCCUGAACGUUUCCACUUUCUUUUCUUUGUAAAAGGGAAGUGAGUAAACCGGCGAGUCAGUUCUUAUUUCGCGUGUCAGAGCCUUUGUCUUCAGAGUGACUUGGCUCCCAAACUCACCGGGCUGUGCAGAAAAUGGCCGCUUCGCCAGAGAUGACGGCGUCCGUGCCGAUCUGCCGGAAGCACAAGGCUCCCCUGGGCCUGUACUGUGUGGAGAUGGAAGAGCUGGCUUGCGAGGGCUGCAAAGAGGCUUCGGGGCGCAAGAAAUAUCGGUUCUGGACGUUGCGAGAAGCCGCCGAAGAGCACAAGGUGGUCCUCAGGAUCUCUCGGGACAAGCUGUUGGCGAAAGUGAAGGGACACGAGAAAGCGCAGAGAGUCUUUUCCGACAUGGCCAAACAUCUUAAGAGCCAGGCCCAGCAGACGGAGAGGCAGAUAAAAGACGAGUUCGAGAUCCUCCACCGUUUUCUGCGGGAGGAAGAGGAGGCCAGGAUCGCCGCGCUGAAGGAGGAAGAGGAGCAGAAGCGUCGGACGCUGAAGGAGAGGAUUCAGGGGAUAACUGAAGAGAAGUCCUCUGUCUCAAACACAAUCAAGACCAUCGAGCAGGAGCUGGAAGCUGACGACAUCCUCUUCCUGCAGAACUACAAGGACACAGUUUACAAAACGUGGCGGUCCCUGCAGGAUCAGCAAUGUCAGCCCGGUGUGUACAAGCUGAUGUCCAAAGUAUCUGAGAUGAUGAAAUUACCAGGCCAGGUCCAUGCUGACACAGUGCAAAGGAUGUGCAAACCACAUCCGGAACCCGAGCCAAUCACAGGGGGCCUGAUCGACGUGGCCAAACACCUGGGCAAUCUCAAGUACCGAGUCUGGGAGAAGAUGCUGGCGAUUGCACCGUACAGUCCUGUGUCCCUGGACCCCAACACUGCUACCUUUCACCUCUCUCUCUCUGAGGGACUGACCAGUCUCAAGUACUGCACGGACAACCCUCAGCUCCCCGACAACCCGGAGAGGUUCACCUCCCGAGCCGAAAUGCUGGGGUCCCGGGGCUUCGCCUCCGGGACACACCACUGGGACGUGGACGUGGGGGACAACACCAGCUGGGCGGUGGGCGUGGCCACGCAGUCCGUCCUGAGGAAGGGCCGAAAUCGAGGGGUGGGGAUCGUGGCCCUGCGUCUGGACAACGGAAGCUACCGCGUGAAAACAGCGCACCUCCCGGAACAGGGGAGGCUGCGGAGGGUGCGGGUCGAGCUGGACUGGAACAACGGAAGAGUCGUCUUCUCCGACCCGGUCCGUAACCGCCCCGUCGCGGACGUCAGCUUUCCCUUCACGGAGCCGGCAUUUCCGUACUUCUACAGCUCGUGCGAGGACCACCCGCUGCGGAUCGUUCCGGAGAAGGUCAGCAUCACUGUCGGAGCUCCGAAGCAAGGGGAAAGCAGCGCUUUGCCCGGGAUUUAUCACUGGUUUUGGUAGGAAAAUCUGGAGGGUUUGGAGAUGACCUUCCUUACAUAAGUAACAUGGAAAUUUAUGGUUUAACCAAUCAGCAAUGUGUUUGUUCAGUGCACAGCCAAUCCAAAGUCUACUUGCUGCACCAGAAUGAACAUUAAUGGGCAAAUCAGAACUGGAGUACUCCUGCUAAGAAAUGGCAUACAUUACAAAAAAAAAAAAAAAAAAAAAAAACGAACUCUUGUUACAUUCCUGACUAUAGAUUCUCAAAUACUUAAUUUUAUUUUAUUUUUAUUAUUAUUUUAUUUUAUGGUGCUUUGUCAUGGUUCCAUAUUCCGUUUGCUACUGGGCAUCGUUGUUUGUGCUAAUCGACGCCUUUUCGUGCUAAUCGGCUACUUGGGAUCCCUGUUGAGGGAACUGAAUGUUUAUUCUGGGAACUGAGUGGGGUAAUCUUCAGGGCCGCCUGAGGGCGCUCCGUGAUUUCCUUUGAUUACGACCGAAUGUUUGCACCUGAUCGAGAGAGCUUAUAUACGCUCACGUGAGACCUGUUCUUCGCUUUAGUGUCUACUUACGUACGCGAUAGCCAGGUACAGAGAAAAGCUCUCUUAGAGAAAAGUGUGGUAAGGAAAAAGGUUUUGAUUUAGUAGUAAGACUUCGGUCCUACUAAUCACUCAGCUGCAAUCUUUAUUUUCCUUUAAACGCCGUUUUUGCCUUCCUCGUUACGAGGCACCUUUUCUUUUGCUUUUCUCCCGACUGCACUGCAGUCUUUACUAAAAUUCUACUCACUCCUUACGCCUUAGUUCUUUCUCCCGCAGAGACUAUUACUUCGUGUUUGGAUAUUCUCCCUUAGGAGUUUAGUCUUUUCUUUUCGUUACCCCUUCUCUCAAGUCUCUUACUGAGACCCAGUGGUUAUUCCACUUCGGUGGGUAACUUAAAGAAACCCCCCUUUGAAUUCACUGUAGUUGCGUGUGGUCCUUAACACUUUUCCACCCUCACGUGCUUCUUUUAUUUACAGAUUCUAUUUUCCGCAAUUUAAAAUAAACCAAAACUGCUUCAAUGGAGUAUCACUGAUAUCAGAUGUGUACUUGAUAAGAUACACACUCUCUAGAGAAGCGACUCAUCAGCCGGCCAGACACUGAGCUCUCUUGCAUUUUUACUCACAUUUAUACACAGCAUUUGCAUUAUUAUUAUUAUUAUUUUAUUUUAUUUAUGGAUACGUACUGACGAAAUUCACAAAGGGUACAAUGGUGAUGCCCUACCAGGGAACUGAAUCUAGGCAGGUCACAGACCCAGUGUCCCAACCAUUAUGCUACACUGCCGUUGCUAUGUUGUGUAGAACACAACACGCCACAGAGACUGCACUGCCUUUCCGAAGGCCAGAUUGUAACGGAUCACCUGAUUGGUCCAAACAUCCGAAAGAAAUUUUUAACAUUC
Molecule: messenger RNA, 3056 nt
Organism: Anguilla anguilla (European eel)
Lineage: Eukaryota; Metazoa; Chordata; Actinopteri; Anguilliformes; Anguillidae
Product: tripartite motif-containing protein 35-like
Exons: 8
Coding region: 321-1649 (442 amino acids)
Molecular function (GO): protein binding
Source: RefSeq, a predicted model, not a curated record